Fusarium verticillioides 7600 is the source of this 306-nucleotide messenger RNA. RefSeq lists its product as hypothetical. Lineage: Eukaryota; Fungi; Ascomycota; Sordariomycetes; Hypocreales; Nectriaceae. The record is from RefSeq and is a predicted model, not a curated record. The coding region runs from base 1 to 306 and encodes 101 amino acids. The transcript has 2 exons.
AUGCUCGCUUUAUGCGUUGCUUUCACUCGAGUGCAGCCGCGAAUUCUUUGGGCUGCACUCUCUCACCCAUGCUGUAAGACUCCCUUCAGCAUCUUUACACCCCUCCGAUACGCCGUGAUGCACUUUGCUAUCUGGUACUAUCAAAUACCGACUCUCAUGACGGAUAAAAACGAUAGCCUGAGCGCAUUCGACUGCACGCUUGCUUUGGAUAACAUGUUGGAACGUGGAACUAACAUGCGACGAGGCAGCUGCCACGAACAUCACGUCUUUGGACUCGGUUACAUGCGACAAAUCAGCAUCAGGUAA